Messenger RNA from Chinchilla lanigera (long-tailed chinchilla), 967 nucleotides. It is a transcript of the gene Faim, whose product is annotated as Fas apoptotic inhibitory molecule. The record is from RefSeq and is a predicted model, not a curated record. NCBI's taxonomy places the organism in Eukaryota, Metazoa, Chordata, Mammalia, Rodentia, Chinchillidae. Gene Ontology annotation, biological process: negative regulation of extrinsic apoptotic signaling pathway via death domain receptors; positive regulation of neurogenesis; canonical NF-kappaB signal transduction.
UCCUCCUUAUAGCCUGGAGAAAAUGACAGAUUUCGUAGCUGUUUGGGAUGUGGCUUUGAGUGAUGGAGUCCACAAGAUUGAGUUCGAGCAUGGGACCACAUCGGGCAAACGAGUAGUAUAUGUAGAUGGAAAGGAAGAAAUAAGAAGAGAAUGGAUGUUCAAAUUAGUGGGCAAAGAAACCUUCUGUGUUGGAGCUGCAAAGACAAAAGCAACCAUAAAUAUAGAUGCUGUCAGUGGUUUUGCUUAUGAAUAUACUCUGGAAAUUAACGGGAAGAGCCUCAAGAAGUAUAUGGAAAAUAGAUCAAAAACUACCAAUACAUGGGUAAUGAACUUGGAUGGUGAGGACUUUAGAGUUGUUUUGGAAAAGGACACUAUGGACGUAUGGUGCAAUGGGAAAAAGAUGGAGACAGCGGGUGAGUUUGUAGAUGACGGGACUGAGACCCACUUCAGCGUUGGGAACCACGACUGUUACAUAAAGGCUGUCAGCAGCGGGAAGCGGAAAGAAGGGAUUGUUCAUAGUCUCAUUGUGGAUAACAGAGAAAUCCCAGAGAUGCUUAAGUGACUUCGUGUUCAUGAAUUUUCAUCUUAAGAAAUAAAGCCAGGGAUAUAGCUCAGUGGCUUAAGCGCUUGCCUGGAAAGUCUGAGGUCAUGAGUUGGAUUCCCAGUACAAAAAAAAAAAAAAAACAGAAUGGGAAGAAAUAAAGCCCAGAACUUUUUAAUUACUGUGGUAAUUAAAUGUUUCAACAUGUAUGUAUCAGUACACUUAGUCUACAGUGUUUUUAUUUUUUAGUUACUUGAAACUAUAAUAAUCCAAGGGUUAGGAAAAAACAAACUAUACAACACAGAAGUUACUGCUUAUUAAAAAAAUGUAAAAUGUUUAAAACCCAAGUGGAAAAUAAGAUAUGGAUCAAAUUCAUUAAUGUUUCAUAAUAGUAACCUUUCCUGUAAUAAACACUACAAAAUAAAA